Molecule: messenger RNA, 2292 nt
Organism: Vitis riparia (riverbank grape)
Lineage: Eukaryota; Viridiplantae; Streptophyta; Magnoliopsida; Vitales; Vitaceae
Product: receptor-like protein EIX2
Exons: 2
Coding region: 1-2292 (763 amino acids)
Molecular function (GO): protein binding
Source: RefSeq, a predicted model, not a curated record
AUGGAGUUGUACAUGAGAGGUUUAGUGGUUCUCUUGCUCUAUUUUCUUUUCACUACAGUCACAAAGUUCGGUUGUUGUGCUGGGCAUAGUCCAAAGGCUCUUUGCAGAGAAAAAGAAAGAGAAGCUCUUUUGAGCUUCAAAAGAGGCAUUCAUGAUCCUUCAAACAGACUCUCUUCUUGGGCCAGUGAAGAGUGUUGUAAUUGGGAAGGAGUUCGUUGUCACAACACAACAGGACAUGUUCUCAAGCUCAACCUCCGAUGGGAUCUUUCUCAAGAUCAUGGUUCUCUGGGUGGUCAGAUAAGUAGUUCUUUGUUGGACUUGAAGCAUCUUCGAUACUUGGACUUGAGCUGUAAUUACUUUGGGUUCCUUAAUAUUCCAAAAUUCUUUGGUUCCCUCUCCAAUUUGAGAUAUCUUAAUAUCUCUAGUGCAGGCUUUGGUGGUGUUAUUCCUCAUCAACUUGGAAAUUUAUCCAAGUUGCAUUAUCUUGACAUUGGGAACUAUGAUUCUUUGAAUGUUGAGGAUCUUGAGUGGAUUUCUGGUCUUACCUUCCUAGAGUUCCUUGACAUGACAAAUGUGAACCUAAGCAAAGCAUCAAAUUGGUUACAGAUUCCUAUCUCAUUAGGAGGAAUUUCAUCCUUGCGUUAUCUAAGAAUUAGGGAAAACUUCUUCGAGGGUAUUAUAUCUGAAAAGCACCUUGCCAAUCUAACAAGUUUAGAAAAAUUGGAUGCAUCUUCAAACUUGUUAACUUUGCAAGUCAGCUCCAACUGGACUCCUCCUUUUCAACUCAGAGCAUUAGACUUGGGGUCUUGCCUUCUAGGGCCUCAAUUUCCUGCAUGGCUUCAAACACAGAAGCAUUUGGAAGAUCUAAACAUGUCCUAUGCAGGAAUCUCCAGUGUCAUCCCAGCUUGGUUUUGGACUCGAUUCCUUAGUACUGUAGAUCUAUCUCACAACCAAAUCAUUGGUAGUAUUCCAAGUUUACAUUCAUCCUAUAUCUAUCUCGGCUCAAACAAUUUCACUGAUCCACUGCCCCCAAUCUCUUCUGAUGUAGCACAACUAGACCUCUCCAAUAAUUUAUUCCGUGGAUCUCUUUCACCUAUGUUGUGUCGGAGAACUAAAAAAGUAAAUUUAUUGGAGUAUCUAGAAAUCUCAGGAAAUCUUCUGUCGGGAGAACUUCCCAAUUGUUGGAUGUAUUGGAGAGAAUUGAUCAUGUUAAAAUUGGGAAAUAAUAAUCUGACGGGACAUAUACCUAGCUCCAUGGGUUCUCUAAUUUGGCUCGGUUCAUUGCACUUGCGCAACAACCAUCUCUCCGGAAAUUUACCACUUCCAUUGAAAAAUUGCUCUAGUCUAAUGGUUCUAGACCUUAGUAAGAAUGAAUUCACUGGGACGAUACCAGCAUGGAUGGGGAACUUCAAUGGAAAGUUCAUUGAAAUAUUUCCAGGGGAUGGUGAGAUUACAUAUAUACCGGGUCUAGCGGUUCUUGUCCUUCAUUCAAAUAAGUUCACUGGAAGUAUUCCUCUUGAACUCUGCCACCUUGAUUCCCUUCAAAUCCUGGACUUGGGAAACAACAAUCUCUCGGGAACCAUUCCUAGAUGCUUUGGUAAUUUCAGCAGCAUGACCAAACAAUCAAAUUCAAGUUCCCCCUUUCGUUUUCAUAAUGAAGAUUUUAUUUAUUCGGGAUCAAUUGACACAGCAAUACUGGUUAUGAAAGGAGUAGAGUACGAGUAUGACAAUACACUUGGCCUCCUAGCUGGCAUGGACCUCUCAAGCAAUAAGUUAUCUGGUGAGAUCCCAGAAGAACUCACAGAUCUCCAUGGUUUGAUAUUCUUGAACCUGUCUAAUAACCAUCUCCAAGGGAAGAUUCCUGUGAAGAUUGGGGCCAUGACAUCACUGGAGUCUCUUGAUCUCUCCAUGAAUAGACUCUCUGGUGUUAUUCCUCAAGGUAUGGCAAAUAUGUCAUUUUUGAGCAGUUUAAAUUUGUCAUACAACAACUUGUCUGGCAAAAUUCCAUCAGGCACCCAGAUCCAAGGCUUUAGUCCCCUCAGUUUCAUUGGCAACCCGGAGCUUUGUGGAGCUCCACUGACUGAUGAUUGUGGUGAAGAUGGUAAACCAAAAGGUCCAAUUCCGGACAAUGGAUGGAUUGAUAUGAAAUGGUUCUAUUUGGGUAUGCCAUGGGGUUUCGUGGUUGGCUUUUGGGCCAUUUUGGCUCCAUUAGCAUUCAACAGAGCUUGGAGACAUGCUUAUUUUCGGCUGCUGGAUGACGUGAAGUAUAAACUACUCGGAUGGUGUUUGUAA